Callorhinus ursinus (northern fur seal) is the source of this 426-nucleotide messenger RNA. RefSeq names its product keratin-associated protein 9-3-like. Gene Ontology annotation, cellular component: keratin filament. The record is from RefSeq and is a predicted model, not a curated record. NCBI's taxonomy places the organism in Eukaryota, Metazoa, Chordata, Mammalia, Carnivora, Otariidae.
AUGGCCUGCUGCUCCACUAGCUUCUGUGGAUUUCCCACCUGCUCCACCAGUGGGAACUGUGGCUCCAGCUGCUGCCAGCCCAGCGGUUGCCAGACCAGCUGCUGCCAGCCCAGCUGCCAGACCAGCUGCUGCCAGCCAACCUGCUGCCAGCCCAGCUGCGGUGGGACCAGCUGUGGCACUGGUGGUGGCCAGGAGGGUGGCUGCGGAGCUGUGAGCUGCCGAGUCAGGUGGUGCCGCCCUGACUGCCGUGUGGAGGACACCUGCCUGCCCCCCUGCUGUGUGGUGAGCUGUACGCCCCCAACCUGCUGCCAGCUGCACCAUGCCCAGGCCCCCUGCUGCCGCCCAUCCUACUGUGGACAGUCCUGCUGCCGCCCAGCCUGCUGCUGCUACUGCUGCCAGCCCACCUGUUGUGAGCCCACCUGCUGA